AUGGUAGCAACGAGAAUUGAUUCGAGACUAGAAAAUAUGGAAAAAGAAGUGACGAAAUUGGGGGUUGACAUGGGAACAAUUCGUGAGUGCAUGGUGGAGAUACAAAGUUGGAUGAGAAGAAAAGAUGAAGAGGAAGCUGGGCGAGGAGAACCAUCAUCAUCCAGGAACAUGAGAAUUAAUGGUUCUGAUGGUGUUGAGGUAGUUGCCUCUGGAGACCUGCAAUGGGAUGCACUACUGAAAGUUAAUUUUGAAGCUGUUCCUAUGAGUAUACCCAUAAUUGCACUUUCAUUUGUUUACCAGAACGUUGUACCUGUCCUUUGUACAAAUCUUGAAGGAGACCUGUCAAAAGUAAGGACUGCAAUUGUAUUAGGCACAGCUAUACACCUUGGUUUAUUUCUUGUCUGGAAUGCUGCUAUUCUAUGAUCUAUUACAGGUCUUGAGACGGCCUUGGGCAAGGUCAUUGACCCAUUACAACAAUUGCGAUCCUCCAAUGGAAUUGUUGGAACUAUAGUUGAGGUUUUUUCGGUUCUUGCAAUUGCAACAUCUUACAUUGGAUUUGUUCUGGGCCUGGCUGACUUCCUUGCUGACUUGCUCAAACUCCCAAAUGGUCAGAGCAGUCCUGAACCCUACUUGUUGACUUUGAUUCCGCCACUGAUUCUAUCAUUACUAGAUCCAGAAAUAUUUUUCAAAGCGUUGGAUUUUGCGGGAACAUAUGGAGUGUUGGUGUUAUUUGGAAUUCUUCCUGCUGCAAUGUCUUGGUCGGAUAGGUAUUCCAGUCUUAUAAUGGGAGGUGCAGGAUGUGUCAUUCUUUCUGAACUAUUUGAGAAAUUUGGGAACUCAUCAAUGCCAUAG
Pistacia vera is the source of this 852-nucleotide messenger RNA. RefSeq names its product tyrosine-specific transport protein-like. The record is from RefSeq and is a predicted model, not a curated record. NCBI's taxonomy places the organism in Eukaryota, Viridiplantae, Streptophyta, Magnoliopsida, Sapindales, Anacardiaceae. Gene Ontology annotation, biological process: amino acid transmembrane transport.